AUGCAGUUGACGAAACUCCUCCCCAUCCCAUUAAUCCUCGGCCAUGCCGUCGAUCUAGCAGCCGGGAUCCCAGCAAGCCCCCCCAAGUCCGCUGCUCUAGCCCCGGUAACAGUCGCAGCGGCGUAUCCAACCACGACCACCAAGAUCUCAACCACCACCAAGAGCUCGACCACGGUGAUCCAGUUCAUAAACCCUCGGGUGGUAACCAUCUUCACCAUCAUAACCGCCACCACCCUCAUCCCAGGCCCCGUGACGGCCCUCCCCGCCACCGUCGUCGAGACGGUCAUCUCCCACAUCACCUUCGAGUACCGCACCAGCUACUCGGACAGCGGCCCCAGCACCUCCGUCUCCACGGCCGUCAUAACCGUGCCCUCGACCUGGAUCGUCGCCCGGCCGCAGGCCACCGACCUGGCGGCGGGCACGUCGGCCGACGCGCUGCCGUGCGACGACAACAACUGCGCCGCCGCCGCCACGAAGGCCGCGGCGGUGGCGGACCCGCGGUGCGACGCGCUCGGCCUGGAGACGGGGUGCCAGGGCCAGUGCGAGGAGCGCGACGACGGCGACGGGGGCGCGUGGUGGUGCUACCAGCUGUACGUGGCGGACUACAGCGAGGCGAGCCUGCGGAUGGGGAGGGCAUGCUGGGGCGGGGGCGACCGGUACGAGCAGCUGAACACCCCCUGUGUCGCGGGCGAUCAUAAGGUGGCUUGUACGCCGUGCCAGGGCCUGGAUAGCUCGUGGGGGGCGCUGAAUUGGACGGGGCCUGCUGAUAACCCCUGA
Molecule: messenger RNA, 777 nt
Organism: Phialemonium atrogriseum
Lineage: Eukaryota; Fungi; Ascomycota; Sordariomycetes; Cephalothecales; Cephalothecaceae
Exons: 1
Coding region: 1-777 (258 amino acids)
Source: RefSeq, a predicted model, not a curated record